AUGCCUAGUGGAUACGCCCUGAAGCGUACCCACGGUCAGGAGAAGGUGAUAAUUUACGCCGCAGACUUGUAUCUCCUGGCAAAAUGGAAGAAUGGCCUUAGUAUUUCGGACGAAGCCCAGCGCUCGGCAAUCUUUAACAAGUGGCGAGAUAUUGGCCUACAGGGCCGCAUGCCAUAUCUGAAACGACUAGAGAAGAUGUCCAAGGCUCAAGAGGAUAUUACUGAGGACGAGAAGGAUUUCCUUGCUCGGGUCCGUGAUCCUUCAGACCGGAAGGAGAUCAGCUAUACGCGUCUUGUCCGCACCUUCUACGGCAACGGCUCGGAAAAUAACCUUUCCAAGCUAAUCCUUGAGGCGGAGUACGACGGGACAAUUUUCGAUAAUAUCGCGCUUUAUGACGCUAGGUCGGAUAACGGCCUACAGUCGCUGCACGGUAUCCUAACCCAUAUCCCUCAGAUCAUUGAAGGGACGACAGUCUUUGCUUGCCGUCACGAUAACAGGAUACGGGAAGCCCUUAAGAAGGCCAUAGAUAAGGACGGUGAUGAAAUUGAUUUUGAGAUGGCUCACCAGGCGGCUAGAUGGACCCACGUCCUCAUCUACGAUAAGGAGGCAAAUGAUGGCCCGGGAAACGUGCUGGUGGUAUAUAUCGACGAUCGUGGCAGGGUCCUACGUUACUCUCGGUUGGAAGGGAAUGAGGAUCUGUGGGCUGCAGAUGGUAUGUUUCUCUCGGGGCAAGAUUUUAUGCGUGCAUGGUGGGAAAACGGCCGCUACGGCGAGGACUGGAAACCUGAACAACUUGUUAAGCGAUGGGAGGAGGCUGAGUUGGAAAUGUCUGAGGAUAUCGGCAGCGAGAAUGCAAUCUCCGAGUAA
This is a messenger RNA of Penicillium pulvis, 867 nucleotides long. RefSeq lists its product as uncharacterized. Lineage: Eukaryota; Fungi; Ascomycota; Eurotiomycetes; Eurotiales; Aspergillaceae. The coding region runs from base 1 to 867 and encodes 288 amino acids. The record is from RefSeq and is a predicted model, not a curated record. The transcript has 3 exons.